CGGUCGCGUGGCUCGGCGCCGCUGCGCCACCCGCGCGAGGCGCUCCCGCCUCCUUCGCGGCCACACUUCGACCGACGGCCACGGGAUCCACGCACCCGAGCACGCCCAACGCAGCGACCCACCACCGGCCGCCGCCAUGCCGCGCUGCUGCCCCUGCGCGACCUCCUCCUCUCCCUCCCUGUUCCUCCUCCCUUCCGUUCCCGCCUCUUCCGCUUCCAAAACCGCCAGCAGCAGGAGGGUUGCCUUCUCCCCGUGCGAUGGCGCCUUCAGCUGUGUCAGCGGGAGGCUGCGGUGGGGGACGAGACCGAGAGGCAGGUGCGCGACAGUCGAGGCGAGCGGCAAGGACGGGAGUGGUACGGCGGAAGAGGAAAAGGAAAAGGACGAGCCGGGGUUCAAUCCGUUCGGGUUCGUCACGGACAACCCCUCCAGCCGCAGCGCCAUCCAGCUGCCCGCGGUUCCCGCCGAGGACGGCAAUGUCGGCCAGAUGCUCUACAGGAUCGAGGACAAGGGGAGGGAGUACGGCUCGUAUGUCAGGUCAGGAGAGUUCCGAUGGUUUGUGAGGGAAACAGGUUCACGUGAUGCACGACGUGGGACUAUUGUGUUCCUUCACGGGGCUCCUACUCAAUCAUUUAGUUACCGCGUGGUUAUGGCUCAGAUGGCAGAUGCUGGCUACCACUGCUUUGCACCUGACUGGAUUGGAUUUGGGUUCAGUGAGAUGCCACAGCCUGGAUAUGGGUUCGACUUUAAAGAGGAGGAGUUCCACAAGGCAUUUGAUGAUCUUCUUGGUACUCUAAAUAUCACUGAGCCCUUCUUCUUAGUUGUCCAGGGAUUUCUUGUAGGUUCUUAUGGGCUGACAUGGGCACUGAACAACUCAAACAAAGUCCUCAAGUUAGCAAUCCUGAAUAGUCCACUUACUGUUUCUUCUCCAGUCCCUGGAUUGUUUCAGCAGCUAAAGUGGCCACUCGUUGGUGAAUUUACUUGUCAAAAUGCUGUUUUGGCCGAGCGUUUCAUUGAAGCAGGUAGCGCCUAUGUGUUGAAAUUGGAAAAGGCUGAUGUAUAUAGAUUACCAUAUCUAUCUAGUGGUGCACCUGGAUUCGCUCUGCUUGAAGCUGCCAGGAAGGUCAACUUCCAAGAUGUGCUACAUAGAAUUUCGGCUGGAUUUUCAUCCAACAGUUGGCAAAAACCAAUACUGCUCGCAUGGGGAAUAUCUGACAAGUACUUACCAUUAUCGAUAGCUGAGGAAUUCAAGAAAGCUAAUCCCAGUGUUGUAAAACUGGAGGCGAUAGAAGGAGCUGGUCAUAUGCCGCAGGAGGACUGGCCAGAGAAGGUUGUGAAGGCCCUGAUAUCCUUCCUGUAAACGUGGACAGAGAUCACAAGGUCAUCUGCAAGGAUUUGGUGGCGCGUGACGCAUUGUUACAGAGCUCCACUAAGGUACGUUUCAAAAGCAUAACAUGCGGAGAUUAUGAUAACUGGAUAAGAGUUAAAAUCCAGCAAGGUAUGUAAGCGAUCAUACAGUGUUUCUCGUGCGUAUAAGAACUAAGCCAUACUUUUUGGUGCAUUCUAUUGUUAACCAGAGCAUUUUGGUCAGUGGUCACACCCUGUACAGCUUGUAUAGUUGUAUGUAACUUUGGAUACAUGUGGUAUAUAUUUGCACCAAGAGAUACAAAACGACCUUAAUUUCCCAA
Molecule: messenger RNA, 1685 nt
Organism: Panicum virgatum (switchgrass)
Lineage: Eukaryota; Viridiplantae; Streptophyta; Magnoliopsida; Poales; Poaceae
Product: haloalkane dehalogenase-like
Exons: 12
Coding region: 137-1357 (406 amino acids)
Cellular component (GO): chloroplast
Molecular function (GO): catalytic activity
Source: RefSeq, a predicted model, not a curated record